Hippocampus comes (tiger tail seahorse) is the source of this 3044-nucleotide messenger RNA. RefSeq names its product melanopsin-A-like. Gene Ontology annotation, cellular component: membrane. The transcript has 13 exons. The record is from RefSeq and is a predicted model, not a curated record. Lineage: Eukaryota; Metazoa; Chordata; Actinopteri; Syngnathiformes; Syngnathidae. Bases 592 to 2169 code for a protein of 525 amino acids. Gene Ontology annotation, biological process: visual perception; G protein-coupled receptor signaling pathway. Gene Ontology annotation, molecular function: G protein-coupled receptor activity.
UUCGCCGUCCGUCUCACCCGUGAUGUUGCUCCUGAGUCUUCCCAAAGUCUUCUGGAGUGACCGUCCCAUCAGAAGAAGUCACCUGAAUGGCGGCGCCAUGAGUGAUUGAAGGUGUUCCUCUGGGUGGUGGCUGGGAGGCAGAUGGAUGUGAGGCCACGCAAAGGUCAAGGGGCCGCAAAAGAUUCCGGAUGUAUUCCUCUGAGAUCACCGUUAAAGAUGAAAAGCUAGAAAGUGGUGUUAAAAAAAAAUAAAAUAAAAAACAAUAGCAGACCUACUGACACAGUGCUGAGAAAUACGUGAAUGUGGGAUUGAAUGCCGCACAGUGAGAGAGGAAAAAAAAAAGAGCGUGCGAGACGCACAACUCCAUCCUCUCCUCACACCCUCUUCCCCCCCACCCCCCCUUCCUGCAACGCUCCCAGCAUCAACCCAUGCAGUCACACUUUGGACUCCACUGCUGCGCGCUCACUAUGAACGCGUCGCGCUUGCUUCGCCCUCCUCUCAGCUGAGACUUUUAUGGACAUGCAGCGUGUGAGUGUGUGAGUGGGUGUGGGUGUGCGUGUGUGUGUGUGGGUGUGUGAGCGCAGCGGAGGAAUGGACUCCCGGCUGCUGACCGGACCCGGCAUGCCCACGCCAGAGCCUGCGUGGAACGUGAGCUCCAUCGGUCCGCCGCACCGGCUGCUGGAGCUGGUGCCGCUCACCACAGCCGGCGCCGUGGCUCCAAGCCACCUGUUUCCAACGGUGGACGUCCCGGACCACGCGCACUACACCAUCGGGGUGGUCAUCCUGUUCGUGGGCAUCACAGGCAUUCUGGGCAACUUUCUGGUCAUAUACGCUUUCUGCAGAAGCCGAAGCCUGCGGACGCCGUCCAACAUCUUCAUCAUCAACUUGGCCGUCACCGACUUCUUCAUGUGUCUGACUCAGGCGCCCGUCUUCUUCGUCACCAGCAUGCACAAGAGGUGGAUCUUCGCCAAGAAAGGCUGCGAGUUGUACGCCUUCUGCGGCGCCCUCUUCGGCAUCUGCAGCAUGAUGACGCUGAUGGUGAUCGCGGUGGAUCGCUACGUGGUGAUCACGCGGCCGUUGGCCUCGCUGGGGGCCAUGUCUCGCAGGAAAGCGCUGAGCAUCGUGGCGGUGGCCUGGCUGUACUCCAUGGGCUGGAGCUUGCCUCCCUUCUUCGGCUGGAGCGCUUACGUUCCGGAGGGUCUCAUGACGUCGUGUUCGUGGGACUACAUGACGUUCACGCCGGCCGUGCGCUCCUAUACCAUGCUGCUUUUCACCUUCGUCUUCUUCAUCCCGCUGAUCGUCAUCAUCUUCUGCUACUGCUGCAUCUUCAGGGCCAUCCGACACACCACCCGGGCCUUCGAAAAGAUCAACUGUGAGGGCACCAGGGAGUCGGCCAAGAGGUUCCACAAGAUGAAGAGCGAGUGGAAGAUGGCCAAGAUCGCGUUGAUUGUUAUCCUGCUAUUCAUCAUCUCCUGGGCCCCCUACUCUUGCACCGCGCUCACCGCUUUCGCCGGGUAUGCAGACCUGCUGACCCCGUACAUGAAUUCUGUCCCGGCAGUGAUCGCCAAAGCGUCAGCCAUCCACAACCCCAUCAUUUACGCAAUCACGCACCCCAAGUACAGGUCUGCAAUCAGCCGCUACGUGCCCUACCUGGGUGCGCUGCUGUGUGUGCGCGUGCGCGACCGCUUGAGCAGCAGCAGCUUCCAGUCCACCCGCCGCUCCACCCUCACCAGCCAGUCGGAGAACAAUCGCCACUGCAAGCCUGCCCACUCUUCCCAGUCGGACAGCGAAUCAGCCCGCUUCUCCGAUAUGGACGACGACACUUCCCUCCGAGCGCCUGUGAACCAUCAGGCGCCCUGUGAUGUCAGACAUCCGCGACGUUCCAGCCAGAGGUUAAAGAGUGUGACGGAAGCCGAGGACAUCUCCAUGUCGGACCUUGGCCUCCUGGCCAAGAGUCGCCUCCCUGCCAGUCUGUCUCGAGCAGCGGACGAGUUUGGCCCACAGUUCAUCUGCAAGCCGACGGCCGCCAGUAUCGUCACGUCCAUAUCCAGCCCUUCCAUACUACACAGUCCCCCCGGUUUCCAUGGCAACCACAGCAAAAGCUUCUGCCCCGUCGCCAAGGCGUCACUGGACAUCGCGCGACUGGACGCGCCCUCGGCAACAGCGUGAGCGCCAUCAGACGGACAGACACGUGUGUAAAUGUGGAUUUUUUUUUUUUUCUCCCACCAAAUAGCAGCAUGCUAACUGCUAAAAAUGCUAAUUUAAAGCUCCAGCACGCACUGUUGCCCAAUCAUGAAUCAUCCAGUAUGUACUGAAUGUUGUGGGCAUACAAAUGCUGUUUUUUCCACUGAAUGACAACAGAUAAGUAGGGUCCAACCGAUUUAAUCGGCUGAUCAUAGCACUUUUAAAAUCGGCCAAUUUAUUUAUUUGACUUUAUUGCUGAUUGUUGUUGUUUUUUUUUUACACGUUAAUAUAUUGCAACAUAAGAAAAAGAUGACAUUGAAAUAUUGCUCCCCUAAAAAUUGUCCAAUUUUUGGGAGGUCCGGAGCAAGCACACGGUGCACACUGUGUACUUGUCCUGUGAUUGGUGUGCGAAAAAUUGCAUCAGGCAUUCGUGAUAAUCGCCAGCUGACACAUAAGAAGUAAACAGAACAACUAAAAAUAAUCCAAUCUAAAAAAAUUCAAAAAUAAAUCAACGGGCACAUGGACAUGCACAAUGAACGUGUCCUACAGAUGAAUACAAUUGCUCCUCUCGCCUGUGAGUCACGAUCUCUGCCACAUAAGCACAAUAUUCUGAUGAAAUGACUAUUAGAGGAUUUAUUAAAUACAGAACACAUAUGUACACACACACACACCAUCCAUUGGCAUAUUCCUUGUCUCUGAAUGUACAGAUAAUUGGGGACAUUAACUGUAAAUAUGAUAUGACGGAUCAUAGAAAGUGUACAUUGUGCACCCCCAAAGUCCCGUUUUGUUUCUUCUUUGUCCAAAGAUGUUGUCUCCGAUGGUUGUUUUUAUUUAUUUUUCUAAAUAAAUUUGUUGCUACG